GGCAGCACAAUAAAUAAAUGCUCUUGUGUAAAAUGGCUGCGAAAAUAUUGGCAAUCGUGAGGUCAAAUCCUGUGUUGCGAAUUACUCCUGCAACUUUAUCUAUACAAUGGAAUAAAUUAUCGUCUGAUACUUCUAAGUCACAAUCUAGUGAAUCAAAGGACGAAGUCACACACACAGGACAGGCAUGGGAGAAUGAUGACUACCGCAUGUCCAGGUUUGAGUAUCAACCCAAGCAGGUUAACCCUAACUGGGCGAUAAACCUAAUUGCAAAGGUUCCCCCUAAGCCGGUGGAUGCCCACGUUGCUUGCUGUGAUGGAGGUGGAGGACCACUUGGCCACCCAAAAGUAUACAUAAACUUGGAUCAACCUGGCAAUCACACAUGUGGAUACUGUGGUCUUCGCUUCUAUCAAGAUCACCACCAUUAGUUGGUUGUAUAAAUUAUGUGUGUACCAUCCAAUAAGGCGUAGUGUAUGUUAGCAAUCCCCCUUAUAAUAUACUAUGAUAUGUGCAGCAGUAAUAUCUAUUACUUUAUGUAGAAUUUUCUUGGAAACAAUUGGUAAUGACAAUUGCAAUGUUUUCAGUGCUGUUUAUAUGUGAGCAUCCAAAAUGAUGUAAAGAAAUAGAAUACACUUGAUUUUCACUUACUUAUCAACUAUUUUUAAUUAGUGAAUAUUUCUGAAACCCUUCAUGUCAAUUGGAUAUUUAAUAAGCAGUCAAGCAUUGUACUGGAAUUUAAAUAGACACUUGCUAAAUAGUCAUUAUGCUUGCUGCUAGUUGUUACAGCUAUUGUUGAGAGAUAAUAAAUAGCUUUAUGCUUUCUGUAAAUA
This is a messenger RNA of Priapulus caudatus, 827 nucleotides long. RefSeq names its product probable NADH dehydrogenase [ubiquinone] iron-sulfur protein 6, mitochondrial. The coding region runs from base 18 to 425 and encodes 135 amino acids. Lineage: Eukaryota; Metazoa; Priapulida; Priapulimorpha; Priapulimorphida; Priapulidae. The record is from RefSeq and is a predicted model, not a curated record. Gene Ontology annotation, biological process: mitochondrial electron transport, NADH to ubiquinone. The transcript has 3 exons.